UACCUAUUACUUCGAUCAAUUUGUCACCGCCGAUACUUUCCCCGGUGUUUUUAUUGUUUCAAUCAUCGUCUUUUUUGAUAAAGACUAGAUUUUUACGGAAAAGGGGGAAAAUCGAUUUGAGUGAAUUACCGUCAGUUGAAAAUCUUGAGGGAUGGAUCUGUUUAUGAUAAAGAUCAUGGUUUGAUUGAUUGUUGAUGAAAACUGGGUGAAUGAGGAUGGGAUUAGAAUCUUCUGGUGAAAUUCCUCGUGUUUACCGGAAGAUUAAUGUGUUACAUGAGGGUGCUAUUUGAUCCGAUGAUGCCCUUGGUUUAGUUUUUUUGUUUCUGUUGUGAGUUGUAAUAUUAAUAGUUAGUAAGCGGAGGUGCGUUCAUGGAUGAGGCUAGUUCUAGCUCUAUGGCCGUUGAUUCCUCGGAGUUGGCAGCAGAGGGAACCUUAUCAUCUUCUGCUGCUGCGGUAGUGGUUCCAUCAUGGCGUCCGAGCCAGGGAGUCUUUGGUCCUUAUUUGCCUGGACAACAGGCAAAUGCUAACCCCCAAAGUUUGCGGGUAGUUGUUAGACGACCUUUGGUGGCACGGUUAACUAAAGAUAUCAUUGAGACAUACCGCAUCUGCAAUCCUAAAUUCAGUUACUCUGAAGAAUUGAAUCCAAAAAGAUUCCUGACGUCCCCAUCGGCUGGUGUGUUGAACGAUGGCCACGAUAAUGCAAACUCAGACCUCAUUCUUUCUGUCAAUCUUGAGUUGGUCAAUUUGGACACAAAGAGAAGGUAUGUAGUCAAGGAUAUGCUUGGCCAUGGAACUUUUGGUCAGGUUGCUAAGUGCUGGGUUGAAGAAUCAAAUUCAUUUCUUGCUGUUAAGGUCAUCAAAAAUCAACCAGCAUAUUAUCAACAAGCACUUGUUGAAGUUUCUAUCCUGACAACAUUAAAUAAGAAGUAUGAUCCUGAUGAUAAGCACCAUAUUGUCCGGAUCUAUGAUUACUUUGUAUAUCGACGUCACUUGUGCAUUGCUUUUGAACUGCUUGACACAAAUCUCUAUGAGCUUAUAAAGUUGAACCAUUUUAGAGGAUUGUCUUUGAGCAUUGUCCAGUUGUUCUCGAAGCAGAUAUUGCGUGGAUUAGCACUAAUGAAAGAUGCUGGUAUAAUUCACUGCGAUCUGAAGCCUGAGAAUAUUCUUUUAUGCACUAGGCAAGCUUCUCUGAUACCAAGUUUCUUGCAUCUUGUCAGUGUGAAGCCAGCUGAAAUAAAAAUUAUAGACUUUGGAUCAGCAUGUAUGGAGGAUCGUACCGUUUACUCUUAUAUCCAGAGUCGGUACUAUCGGUCACCUGAAGUCCUCCUUGGAUAUCAUUAUACCACUGCUAUUGAUAUGUGGUCAUUUGGUUGCAUCGUUGCUGAAUUAUUUCUAGGACUUCCUCUGUUCCCUGGAGCUUCAGAAUUUGACCUUCUGAGGAGAAUGAUUAAAAUACUUGGGGGGCAACCCCCUGAUUACAUGCUAAAGGAUGCCAAAAAUACCAGCAAGUUCUUCAAGUUUGUUGGGAGCAUUAAUCAAGAAGAGUGUGGGCCAGGUCCUAUGAGCAGAUCUAGUGUUUAUCAGUCUUUGACAGAAGAAGAAUAUGAAUCUAGAGAGUCAAAAAAGCCAGUAAUUGGGAAGGAAUAUUUCAAUCACAUGAACCUUGAAGCCAUCGUCAGGAAAUAUCCUUACAAGAAGAUUUUGCGGGAGGAUGAGAUUAUUAAAGAGAAUCAAAUACGAUUAGCACUAAUAGAUUUCUUGAAGGGGCUUGUUGAGUUUGAUCCAGCUAAGCGAUGGUCACCUGUGCAGGCAUCGAAGCAUCCUUUUGUGACUGGAGAGCCUUUCACAUGUCCUUAUAGACCUGCACCGGAGACACCUCGACUGCCCGUUUCUCCGAAUGUUAAGGUGGAUCAUCACCCAUCUGGAGGCCAUUGGUUUGCUGCUGGUCUAUCUCCUAAUAUUUCAGGCAGAAAUCGAGUUGCAGUGCCGAGCAGCCCUCAUUAUCAGGUUAUGCAAUAUGCACAUGUAGGUAGCUAUGGUAGCCUAGGAAGUCAUGGCAGCUACCACGAUGGUGCUGCGCUUGGUAGUAGUUAUGGAAGUUAUGGUGAUAACAGUAAUCUCCAUGCAUUUUAUUCACCUGCGGGUCCAUCAGGGAUGCAUCUCUAUGCACAGAAUGGUGUAUCAAUUCUUGGGAGCAGUCCAGACACCAGGAGAUUUAAGCAGCUUCCUCAUGGGAAUGGGCUUGGUGUCAGCCCAGGAAAUUUUGUUCCUAUGUCUCUUGGAACGAGCCCUUCACAAUUUACUCCUCCUAGCAUGUAUAGUCAGAUCUCCGCUGGUUCUCCAGGAAAUUAUGGUCCUUCGUCACCAUCGAGAGGUAGUUGUCAUGGAUCACCUUUAGGGAAGAUGGCAGCAGGUAGCCAGUAUAAUAGAAGAAAAGGGUGGGUAUAUCCAGGUAGCUAUCAGUCUCAAGAAAUAUCAUCAUCCUCUCACUGGCAAGGGCAGGUUGCAGAUGGCAACAACUCUAGCCAAGCCAAUUCUCCAGUUUUUGGUGGCUCUCUGAUGCAUAUACACAGUAACUCAAACCCCAGACAGCAAGGAUCAAACAGUGUGAAUGUUGGUUUCUCUAAUGCGCAUAAUAUUACAAGUCCAUCAAUGCUAGGUGGGCAUGCACAAUUCCAGAAAACCCAGGGUGAUAAACCUGAUGCUAGUAACUCAUUGCCUGAUCCUGGCGAUUGGGAUCCCAAUUAUAGUGAAGAACUGUUUCUGCAAGAAGAUAGCUCAGAAAUGAGUAACUUAUCUAGUGAAUUCUCCAAGGGGAUGCAUCUUGGUCAAGCUGGGGUCUCUCAAGAACCAUUUGCUGGAGUGAGAAGACCAAACCAGAUCUCUAAUCUGAAUCCCAGUAUGUCUCAGAGACCUACUGGGCAAACUCAAGCAUUUUUACCAGGAGAGGUAGGAAGCCCUCCUUCAGGUCAUGAGCUGCAUGGUGGAUAUAUGCAUAACAUGGCUAAUCCAUCAUAUUUGAUGCCUCAUUUUGCACAAAGUUCUCCAAGCCGCUUGGGGCAACAGCCCCCUCUUCACCGAUUUAACCAGGGGAGAGCAACAGCUGUUCAUUACAAUGAUAGUCAUGCCAUGGCGCAGUCAUCUCAUUCUACCUAUAACGCGGAUAAUCCACUUUCUGCUGCAAGGAAUGGUGCAUCAUGGGGGCGUAGAGGUAGCAAUCCUCUUCCAAACAUUCCACCAACUUCCCGGACAAGAAAAGAUUACAAAAGAAUUGCUUAGUUUUUUGUUGCCUUCAUCGGGGAUUAGUGCCAAACAAAUGGAAAAAGUGGUAAAGCUUGUGUUACAAAUCCUCAUCAAUGUCAUUUUGUAGUGCUUGCUUAAAUGUUAAUGGUUACAACACCACCAUGAUCUGGUCACACCUUGUUGUCAUCGCCAUGCUCGAUCUCUGGGAUCUUGAAUUCUGCUUUCUCCUCCGGUUCCAAAGGACCAAAAUAUAUGAAUGUCAACUCCCUGGAUCUAAUUUAUUGCAAGAAAACUCUAACCAGGUUGCCUGUUAGUAUUGUUGCUCCAAGGGGGUUAUAAUUAUUUGUUUGAACAAAGCUUGGUUGUGUUGAGUAAGGUGGUGACUGGUGAAUCAUAGUUUAAGGUUUAUUUGUUAGCAGUCUUGUAAACUAAAACAGGAAAUCUUGAUUCCUUGUAAGUUGGAUAUUUAUUUCAAUAUCCUCUUAACAGAUCAACGUGACUCCUCAUGAAUUAAAUGGGAUGACGUGAAGAAGCGUGGGAUUUGUGGUUCUUAA
This is a messenger RNA of Solanum stenotomum, 3797 nucleotides long. RefSeq names its product dual specificity protein kinase YAK1 homolog. The transcript has 18 exons. Gene Ontology annotation, molecular function: ATP binding; protein serine/threonine kinase activity; protein tyrosine kinase activity. Gene Ontology annotation, cellular component: cytoplasm. Gene Ontology annotation, biological process: peptidyl-serine phosphorylation; peptidyl-threonine phosphorylation. The record is from RefSeq and is a predicted model, not a curated record. NCBI's taxonomy places the organism in Eukaryota, Viridiplantae, Streptophyta, Magnoliopsida, Solanales, Solanaceae. Bases 370 to 3279 code for a protein of 969 amino acids.